AUGCUGUCAGAACCCUUUGUAUUGUUAAAGAAUUAUCGCCAACAACAGGAUGCCUCAAAAUCAUCCCAAAAGAAGAAACUGAUUCCCAUCCAAAAAAAACUAGUUAAGAAGACUCCCAAAUCGAAACCCUCAGUAAUUGAAAAAGAUAGAAAUCCCUAAAGGAGCCUAAUAUAGACUUAAUAACAAAUAGAACCAAUAAUUCAAAUCCAAUAAUAUUCGGAUGACAAUAUAAACGAAGAUCAGUAUUCGCCUCUUCUCUUUAAUGAGUUCAAAUUCACUUUAAAUGACCCCUAUUGUGAAAACAUAAACCUAUCCGAUGAUGCAUUUGGAAUAUGA
Paramecium tetraurelia is the source of this 336-nucleotide messenger RNA. RefSeq lists its product as uncharacterized. The record is from RefSeq and is a predicted model, not a curated record. The transcript has a single exon. NCBI's taxonomy places the organism in Eukaryota, Ciliophora, Oligohymenophorea, Peniculida, Parameciidae.